Molecule: messenger RNA, 1828 nt
Organism: Striga asiatica
Lineage: Eukaryota; Viridiplantae; Streptophyta; Magnoliopsida; Lamiales; Orobanchaceae
Source: the annotation of a GenBank genome assembly
AAAAAAAAAAAAAAAACAUCAAAAUUCUCUAUUUGAGUCUUUAAAAAAGAUGAAUAGUUUAACUUGGUAUGGCAAAAAACUGCAACACCUUUGUACAAAAUCAUGGAACUUGGCAAAAUUGUUCAUCCAUUCUCACUACAGAGACAUUCUCUUCAAAGUCAACCCCUUUUUCAUCUAUCUUUUCUACUUUAUCUCCCUUCCUUUCUUGGGUUUUGGGGUCCUAAAAUCCUUAAACCCAAGAUCACCGAAUUUCGCACCUCGAGACAUCGACUUGCUCUUCACGUCCGUCUCGGCCGCCACUGUCUCGAGCAUGUCCACGGUCGAGAUGGAAGUCUUUUCUGACUCCCAAUUGAUCUUCAUGACUGUUUUGAUGUUCGUUGGUGGUGAGGUUUUCACUUCCAUGCUCGGGCUCCACCUAAGGAGGCUAAAAAAUGUCGAGACAUGGAAAGGCGAGGAAAAAAUUGGGCCCGUCUCAUUUAUUUCUUCUGAAGAAAUCGAGAUGGGUUCGAUUUCUAGGCCCGGGUCGCGGCCCGAUGGCGAAAACCCGUUUAUCGAGUACGAUUCCAUCAACUUCUUGGGCUUUGUUGUGUGGGGUUACCUUUUGGUGUUCCACAUUCUCGGCGUUUUCUCUGUAUUGGUCUAUCUAUCCCUGAUUCGUAGCGCGCGAGGCGUUUUGCGGAGGAAGGGCCUCAAAAUAUUAACUUUCGCGGUUUUCACCACGGUCUCGUCUUUCUCGAAUUGCGGCUUCGUGCCCACGAACGAGAACAUGAUAGUGUUCGGCAAGAACUCAGGCCUCUUGUUGAUUUUGAUCCCGCAAAUCCUAUUCGGGAACACUUUGUUCCCUCCGGGUUUGAGGCUCGCGGUUUGGGCCGUAGGGAAAAGGUUCAAGAAGGCCGAGGCCCGGUAUUUGUUGCAUAACGAGAAUGAGGCCCGAUACACACAUUUUCUUCCCCGGGCCCACAUCCCGUUUCUUGUGGGUACCGUGUUCGGGUUUAUAUUGAUCGGGUUCGUUUUGCUCUGCGCCAUGGAGUGGGACUCGAUUGGUUUGAGUGGACUCGGUAGCUACCAGAAAGUGGUGGGGGUGAUUUUUUUGUGCGUAAACGCGAGGCACGCGGGCGAGACCAUAGUCGAUCUCUCAACUAUAGCGCCCGCAAUUUUGGCGUUCUUUGUGGUCAUGAUGUACCUUCCACCAUACGCUUCAUUUGUACCUAUUAAGAGAGAUGACCAAAUUCAUGAGGACUCCAAAUUGGGAAGAAAGGAAAUUAAGAGAACAAGAAUUGCAGAAAACAUCUUGUUUUCACAGUUAUCUUAUCUUGCCAUCUUCAUUAUUAUCAUAUGCAUUACGGAGAGGAAGAGCCUGAAAAACGAUCCUAUGAACUUCAGUGUGUUGAAUAUCAUAGUCGAGGUGAUAAGUGCAUACGGAAAUGUAGGUUUCACAACCGGGUACAGUUGCGACCGUCUAAUAAGGCCCCACCGGAACUGCGUGAACAAAUGGUAUGGCUUUUCUGGAAAGUGGAGCGACGAGGGAAAAAUCGUCCUAAUAGUAGUUAUGAUUUUUGGUAGGCUCAAAAAGUUCAACAUGAAUGGGGGACAAGCAUGGAAGCUCUUGUAACUUAUCAACAUCGGUUGCCAUAUGUAGUGUAGUAGUAUACCUAAAUCCAUGUUUUCUGCUCACAAAUGUAUGUAAAAAGCUUCAAAAGGGUAAAUAUUAAUAAGACUAAGUGUGUGUGAGCUAUAGAAGAUUAUGUUACGAACCUUUGCUUUGAUGAUUGUUAUGUUUUAAUGAUUGUUAUGUGUAUGUAUGUAAGAUCAUGGGGAGUUAAUUUUA